Messenger RNA from Moneuplotes crassus, 1803 nucleotides. The record is from the annotation of a GenBank genome assembly. Lineage: Eukaryota; Ciliophora; Spirotrichea; Euplotida; Euplotidae.
CGUAAACAUGCUUUCUCGAGCAUUUGGUUCUUCAAGAGGAUGUAUAAAAAGAGUUUUCACUAGAAAGACUGCCCUUCCUCAAGGAAUUACAGCCAUGCCUCAUAGGGUUAGUCGGCGUUUUCAUAAAAUCAGUCUUCUGAAUAAAAAUGUAACAAGCUGAUUUCGGGAUAGCCAGAUAAUAUUCUCUUCUAUGAAUAAAUACUAUUUAUCGACAGGUAUUGACUCUCGGAGUGAGAUAUCCGAAAUAAUGAGCCAAUUCAGCAGUAAGAGCAAGAGCCUAAACGUUCAAGAGAUUGUCACCAUAAUGGAUAAAAUUAUCUGUGUUAAUGCCAAACCAGAGGAACUAGAAUCCUACAAGUCAUCUUUUGACCAGAUUGCUUCAGCAGCACUGGAAAAGAUUCAUGAAAUUACUUCAGGGGCUGAGGCUUUAGUUUAUCUUAGAUUUUUCUCAGAGAAAUAUGAUCCCUGUGAUGAAACCCUGUCUAAACUAGAUUCAAUGAGCUUAAAUCUUCCAGGAAGCUCUACAGAGACCAUCCUUGAUAUUUUAGAAAGCUUGAACAAUAAUAAUAGAUUGUCACAAGAGAUUUGAAUUGAGGCUGCACAAGAACUUAAGAGAAGGAUUUCCAAAAUGCAAUUGAAAGAUAUCCCAGUGGCAUCCUCCUUAAUCUGAUCUUGCCAGCUUCAUGAUGAUAAAUUCGUAGAAGCAUUAGAAGAACGUCUAUUUGAUAUCUGAUUAGCUGGAGAAGUCUAUGAUAUGCCUCUUGAUGAAUUCGUCCUCCUUUGUACAGUUAUUUCAGAAUUUGAAUUACCCUACAAAAUAUUCCUGGAGGAUGCCAGAGAUUUUGCUAUGAGCAAACUAGAAGAAUUUACUCCUGAACAACUUAGUACAGUAGUUUCAACUUAUCUAGUCUUUUGUGACGAUACUAAGCUUGCUAAUCAUGCAGAGAAAAGAAUAAUGAAGAUUCGGAGAAGGCUCACUGUUGAAGAGUGACUUUCUUUAAUGCAAACAUACAUUCUUUAUGACUCUUCAGAGGAGAUCUGGACAACCUUUGAUAUCACAAUUGGAAGGAAUAUGAGGAAGGUUCAAGAUUUCCAGGUUCUGAUGAUCUUGAAUUUAUUCUCAAAAGCUCCUUACCAUAUCAGAAGACUGUUCAAAGCAUUUGUAGAAAAGAUUAAGACCACAGAUUUUGAGCUGAAGGACCUCGCUUCAAUAGCAAGGAUCUAUGGAGAGACAGGAUACAACGAUGAUGACAUUUACCAGUACCUUGAUCAUGCUCUUUCAGACCAAAUCAAAGAUAUGAGCGAUGGAAGUGUGGUUAGCACAUUAAUUGGGUUUCUUAACCCUGAAAUUGAUUCUAAAUUUGAAAUACUCCCUAAGCUAGAAUCUCACAUACAAGAAAUAAUGCCUAAAAUUAAGCUUCACAAUGUCGCAACUUUACUCCUCAGAUACGGACAGCUGUCUGAAGGAUCAGAAGAAAUGAAAAAUGUGUGCACAAACAGGAUAGUCGAGAUAUUCACCUCAGAGAUUACUAACUCAGAAGAUGUAUCAGCACUCGAACUUGUCUUAACCAUGUAUAGCUUUAACAUAUCCAAAGUUGAUGCUAAGUGCUAUUAUCCUAUUUUAAACCACUUAGUUGCAAAGAAAGAGGAGUUUGACCUAGAAAGACUGGAUGAGAUCCAUUCUAUGCUUAUGAAAUUCCAUGAAGACUCUAUGUUCUCAUACCCCAUUCUCCAAUUUAAGUAUGAAAGAGAUAAGUAUUUCGAGAAUGGAAUCAAAAAGCAGAUUUAUGAAUAACAUUCUAU